Molecule: messenger RNA, 958 nt
Organism: Meloidogyne enterolobii
Lineage: Eukaryota; Metazoa; Nematoda; Chromadorea; Rhabditida; Meloidogynidae
Source: the annotation of a GenBank genome assembly
UUGGAAGUUCAUUUUAGGUGAAUUGAUUUGUAUUUUAGCUUACUUUCCCAUUAUUUAUUUUCUUAGACUUUAUUCUCAUUUUAAAAUGUCUUCAAAGAUUCUAAAGGUAGGCUUAAUGCUUUCCAACAAACAGCAAUCAAUUAAGGACAGUGUUACUAUGUUUGCUCAACAAGUUCUUCCAAUUAAAAGUGUCUUUCCGUUGGACUUUAUUAAAAAGGCACAAUCUGUUGGACUGCUUAACACGACGAUUCCAACUCAAUUCGGUGGACAGGGACUGAACGUGUGUGACCACACUUUUCUCAGUGAAACCAUUGGUUAUGAAUGCUCCAGUGUUGGAACCGCUAUUUUGGGCAACGAUCUGGCUGCUACUCCUUUAAUUAUUGCUGGAAAUGAUGACCUUAAAAAGAAGUAUUUGGGCAUGUUGGUUGAAGAGCCUCUCUUAUCGGCAUAUUGUUUGCCAGAAUAUGAUGGCAAUGAUUCCCGACCUAAAAUAGAGGCAGUCAAGAAACGGAAUGAAUGGGUGCUUAAUGGAGCUGAUGUUUGGGUGACCAAUGGUGCAGCUGCUUCUCUAUUCAUUGUCAUUGCCCGUACUGACUUUAAUCCUGAGGCUAGAAUUGACAAAUCGUUUACCGCCUUUGUUGUUGAUGGUAAUUCCAAAGGUCUUUUUCGAGGAGAAAAGAAAGGUACUUUUGGUCAACAAUGUAUGAAUGCCCGAACAAUUACUUUUCGUGAUGUUGUGGUUCCCUCGACAAAUAUUAUUGGAUCUAUUGGCGAUGGAAUGAAAAUCGCAAAGAUGACUUUUGACAAAACUGGACCAGUUAAAUCUGCAUUCGCUAUUGGACUUGCUUACAGAGCUUUGGAUGAGAUUGCAGAUUAUUCACUGGAAGGGAAAGCUUGGACUGAUCCCAAUGUAUUUUUUUUAACAUUAUCUUCAUAUUUGUUUAGUGAGGCUUGUUAA